AUGGCUGCGGAGGCGGGCAGCCGGCGCGGGGCGGCGGCGCGGAGGAAGGCGAAGGAGGCGGCGGUGGGCGCCGCCGCGAGGGUUCUCUUCUACCCGACGCUGUUGUACAACGUGGUGCGGAGCAAGGUCCAGGCCGAGUUUCAAUGGUGGGACGAGGUCGAUCAGUUCGUUUUGCUUGGAGCAGUUCCAUUCCGCAGAGAUGUAACACGCUUGCAGAAGCUUGGGGUCAAAUACAAGAAUAUGACACCUGCAGCAGCUUUCGAGCAUGUACGAUCGAAAAGGGCUCGAGUGCUGUUGACACAUUCGCAAUGGAAGGCGGUUCAAGAAUUCAGCAAGAAGAACGCGGACCUUCCUGCUCCCACAAGCGAUUCCGCAACAGCAUCUCCAGCACGGGACGUGGUACGGUUUGGAAAGGACGACGCGGUUAUACAAGUACGGGUGAAUGACCCGAUCGCGAAAAGACACAGUCAUACAAGUGAUGUGGCAUCAGCGCCGACUGAUGAAUGCACCUGGAGCUGUUCAUCUGAAUCCACCUCACACCUCCUGUCCCAUUACAAUCUGAAACUACUUUUAGCUGAAGCUACCAUGCUGAACCCCACCAACGGUAGCAAUGAUGUAGCAUCAUGCUCAUAG
Molecule: messenger RNA, 633 nt
Organism: Miscanthus lutarioriparius
Lineage: Eukaryota; Viridiplantae; Streptophyta; Magnoliopsida; Poales; Poaceae
Source: the annotation of a GenBank genome assembly